AUGCCAAUAAUAUUGGAAGCCGAUCACAUAAAAUUGCAUCAAAAACAUGAAGGGCAUGAAUCAAUGCACGCCGAAAUGUUACUUAUAUUAUUUAUAACAUUGAUAGUAGUCCAAGUGCUGCUAGUAGAAUGGAAAAAAAGAUACUUCAAAUCUUAUCAGUUAGUUACACUUAUAGCGGUUUGGUUAAUACCUUUUGGAAUGUGUUUGAGAAACUAUUGGUGGAGAUUUAUAUUUUCAUGGUUGCUAUUUUCAUGCAUAACAGCAUUAAUAGUUAGAAAAGCUUUACAAAAACCCAUUCGAGGAACAACACCUAGAUUAGUUUAUAAAUGGUUCUACUUUAUAUACAGGCUUAGUUAUGUCCUUGGAAUAAUAGGUUACAUAAUUGCACUAGCAACAUUUUUUGGAUUAAAUUUAGUUUUUGAUGUCAAGCCAUCAAUUUGGAUGGACUGUGGCUUAUUAUUUUUAUUUUAUGGACUUUAUUUUGGAGUAUUAGGCCGUGAUAUAGCUGAAAUUUGUACAGAUAAAAUGGCAGCUCAUAUAGGAUAUUAUGUACCAGGCAGCAUGCCUACAAGGACAUUAGACCCUAAUGUAUGUGCUGUUUGUGGUAAUAAAAUUUUAGUUCCUGAAUUUGAGGAAGGAGUUAUCGAAAACAGUUACAAGUUGAGUUGCGAACAUAUUUUUCAUGAGUUCUGUAUUAGAGGAUGGUGUAUCAUUGGAAAAAAACAAACUUGUCCUUACUGCAAGGAGAAAGUUGAUCUCAAGAAGAUGUUUUGUAAUCCGUAUCCUUUUUUA
Cotesia congregata is the source of this 792-nucleotide messenger RNA. Lineage: Eukaryota; Metazoa; Arthropoda; Insecta; Hymenoptera; Braconidae. The record is from the annotation of a GenBank genome assembly.